AGGGGCCCGUGCUAUAUUAGGUGUGUUGUGUUAAGGGACCUUCUGAAAGGGUGUGUAUCCCUACAACAGUACAGCCUACAGCCAGCCUAGGAAAGACAAACAUGGGCCACGACCACCUUUGAUCCAAAAAGUCUAACUUUCAUUCAUACUUGUGACAAUGAACGACGAAAUCUACUUACACGCGCCAACCACCGCCACCGCCACCGCCGCUAACGUUUUGCUUCCGAAACCCGAAACGGUGUCGUCGCACGAAACGGGGCUCGAAGGGAUUGCCGCGGUUGUUGGAGAACACGUCCUAUUCGGAACGUCGUCGACGUUGCAUGUUCCAGAGACGCCGAAGAAAACGGCUGGGGUGUCGGUGAACAAGAGUUACCGAGGAGUGAGGAAGAGACCGUGGGGGAGGUGGUCGGCGGAGAUACGCGACCGGAUCGGGCGGUGCCGCCACUGGCUGGGGACGUUCGACACGGCGGAGGAAGCGGCGCGUGCGUACGACGCGGCGGCGAGAAGACUUAGAGGCGCGAAGGCGAGGACCAACUUCAAGAUACCCUCGGUGCUGCCUCUUUCUCCAUCGUCGGAAGGUGGUGUUGUGAAGCCGAAAGCUGCCCGGAAUAACGCCAGGAAGUGUUCCUCUGUGGAACAAUUGUUCAGCGGUGUACCUCAAGUUCGAAGAAACGAUGGCGGUGGCGAGAAUCUGAACGUAGACGUGAAUUUGAAGCUGGAUGUGAGGAACAGUAGAAUGGUUAUUUAGGUUAAAUAAUUGAAUGGUUGUGUUGUACAAAUCUCGUUCUUUCGUUUCUCUGUUUUGUGUAAUCAAUGUUGGCUGAAACUGCUGAACAAUUAUGCAGUUGCAAACAUGCAGUUGAAUGAGAAGAACUUUGUUUUUUAAGGAAUGAAUGUUGGA
Messenger RNA from Vigna angularis (adzuki bean), 901 nucleotides. RefSeq names its product ethylene-responsive transcription factor ERF084. The record is from RefSeq and is a predicted model, not a curated record. Lineage: Eukaryota; Viridiplantae; Streptophyta; Magnoliopsida; Fabales; Fabaceae. Gene Ontology annotation, biological process: regulation of DNA-templated transcription. The transcript is spliced from 2 exons. Gene Ontology annotation, molecular function: DNA-binding transcription factor activity; DNA binding. Bases 158 to 748 code for a protein of 196 amino acids.